Molecule: messenger RNA, 3907 nt
Organism: Gasterosteus aculeatus aculeatus (three-spined stickleback)
Lineage: Eukaryota; Metazoa; Chordata; Actinopteri; Perciformes; Gasterosteidae
Gene: ccdc187
Product: coiled-coil domain containing 187
Source: RefSeq, a predicted model, not a curated record
AUCUGAUUUACUUCAAAUAAAGUUUAUUGUAGUUUCCGAGGCUUCACAUCGUGACCGAUAUAAAUAAUUCCGAGCUUAAAACAGCACCUGAAGGCAACGUCGUCGAACUGAAGCCGCGAUCGAGCAGCGCGAGCGACGGACUGGUGGGUUAGGUUUCCCCACCCUGGCAUCCCAUCACGAGUUGACGCGCGCGGAGGGUGGGGAGGGUUUGUUCCAUUCAGUCGACGGUAACUUCUCGUUGGGUUCGCCUAAACAUCCACCAGCACACAGGCGCUGCAAACGGCCCCUCGUCCUUUGGGGACAUUUCGUAUCGGUGGGCAGGGACACCCGGGACCCAGGACGGAGGCGGAAGGUGCGGCGGAGCGGACAAAGUUUUCGUGGCUACUUGUUGAACCGGCUGCGCGCGCACACACGGCUCGCUGCGGGAGGACAGGUGUCUUUGCCUUUCCCCCCCACUGACGUUGGAUUCCCGUCCUGGUGUCCGGGUCUUCUGUGUCAGCAUGAGGCUGUGACAAGACGGGGACAACGAUGGCCGAGGUGGAAAUAGACCAGUCCAACCUUCCACGUGUCCAAGAAGUGCGCCAGUGCUUCGCUGUGCUGGAGGAUGGAGCGCUGGCACACAACCUGCAGGAACAGGAGAUUGAGCAAUACUACACGACCAACAUCCACAAGAACCAGCUGGUGCAGAACGACAUCCGUGUUGCCAAAAGGCUGCAAGACGAGGAAGAAGAGGAGCAGGCCCAGCAGAGCACCCUCCACAGACAGUCCUCCAGGCGACUAGAGAUGGAGGACUUUGAAUACGCCCGUGUAGUUCAGGAGGAGAUCCAGCGUUGUGCCGAGGAGGCCCGGAGGAGGGAGCAGGAGGAUAAGGAAAUAGCUAAACAAAUGCAGGAAGAGGAGAAGGAGAGAAUCACAAGAAUAAGCAGAGGGUGGGACGGCCUUAAUGAAGGCCGCACUAUCGACCCUGCACCACCGUCCCCACGCCAGCACACACUCACUGGCCUUCACCACGGGGGGGCGCAGUACUCGUCUACCACCACCAGGUGGCAGUACUCCACUUCUCACAGCCAUUCAGACUUCACCAGGCCUCCGGCUUACUCCCCCAGGGGGGUAGACGCUCAGAAAAACACAACUCCAUGGUCGAAUCAAGGACACACCGACUCCAUUAGGGAAAACACGAGUGAAUUGAGGGAGCGUUUGAGUGAGGAUUCAGAGGACUCAGACACCGUUUUCUCUGAGAGACUGAUUGAGAGACUCGACACGGCGCCUCCUCGACGGCGGGCAUCUUUAUAUCAGCCGCCAGAGAGGAACUACAGGAGUCUUUACUCUCGCCGCAGCUACACAGAGGAGGAGAGAGGCGAAAGGACUGAGAACUAUAAUGAAAGUGGGGAUCUAGAGAGGAGGAACCGUAGGAAUUUGGAUGCCCAGAGCGAGGAGAACCGGGGUCUCCACAGUGGCAGGGAGCAGGCUAGAGACUGUAGGUCGGUUGAGGUCAGAGAAAGGCGAUCCAGUCGCAGUAAAUCUGUCAGGCUACACGACCGGAGGAAACCCAGCAACGGAGACUUGGCGAGGACCUGGAGCUGCACGGAAAACCCAGACAAACAUGUCCGAUUUCAGGAUGACACCAGGCGCUCUCCCAGGCCGCAGGGAGACGCGCUGCACGUCUGGGAGAUGCUGGGCCAGGUCCUCAGGGAGAGGGGCGUGCCUGUGAGGUUUGGCUGCAAGGGGGCGCCGCUUCAAAUAAGGCCUGCAGGCAGAGACAGCCUGGUGCUCCACGGGAGCGAGGUCUCCUGCAGCGACUCCCGACCACAUCAGGGAGCGUUCCGGAGAGCUGCCGCCACCAGGCACAGUUUCCAUGGAGAUAUCAGGGAGGGGAAGCGAUACCCAGAGAGCAGUGGGAGAGAUCACAGAGACUGGCAGAGCAAAGACAGAAAUCUUAAUGAGAUUAGUGGAAGAGACUCCAAUCAUCCUGCGCGGGGAGAGCGGGGGGGCAGCAGACGGUGGAAAGACCACAGGCGCACCGAAGGUGACGGGAGCGAGAGGAAUGCAAACCACUGCAGGGUUGAGAGGACAACGAGCCAACGGCGCAGGUUUCGGCCCGAGGCCGUAGAAGAAAGGUUAAGCUCGGAGGAGGAAGGGCGGGAGGCGGGGAGGGGAGGAGAGCGGCCCCUCCCAAGAGCCCCACAGCGCACCCGGAGCCUCGGCAGCAGCCGGGCGUCAAGCGGGGGUCGGUGGAGGCGCGCGGCAGCAGGAGCGCCGGUGCAGGCGGAGGCGGGCGGGGCCAGCCUGGACCUGCGGGAGCUGCGUCAGGUGCUGCAGGAUGAAGAACUGGCUCACAAGCUGCAGGAGGAAGAGGAACGGCUGCUGAGAAGGAACUCUCGGACCUCUCCAUGUGUUUACCCAGAGGGAGACUUCAGAGUGGCACAAGUGGCGCAGGAUGAGGAAAUUGCUCACUUUAUGCAGAAGCAGGAAAUGAAGUCCAAGCGAAGAUCUCGGGAGCUCGAGGGGCCGGAGUCGUGGCGCGAGCACAGAGGGAUGAUUAGCGGUCGAGCUGCACGGGACAGACCGGUCCAUCGAGAGAGACUCGAUUCAGAAGGCCUUCCUUCCCCCACUGAGGACGGCUCCCCAGAGAACCAGCCGCCCAGCCCCUUCGCCACGAUACCAGAAUCCCAGCAGUUCCGAAACAUUGCGGAGGAGCUGGACCCGACCUUCCAAGGCGAGAGGCCGAGCACAGAGGGCUUCGGGGGGGGGGCAGAAGGUACAACCUGUCAGUCACUCCCAAUGCCUCAAACUGGCUUGAACGACUUACUCGAGGAGGCGACUUUCAUUCCCCCCACAAAACGGAAAACGGACAAAUCCGGGCGAGUUAAAUCUAAAAAGAAGGACAAUUGCAAGCAUCAAUAAUUUCACACAUGCUGUUAGAGUGCAUUUUUAUAUAUAUGUAUUUAAGUUUGUUUGUUUUUUACUGUUUAAGGUUGAAGGUAUCUACCAGCCACCCAACCAGCACUUUAGACCAGUGGAUCAGAGAAAGAUUUGAGAGAGUGACAUUUUACAAAAUAUGCAAAUAACGACACUUUGGACUCGUGCCUUGUCCAGCUUUCAAAGGGAAAUGUAGAAAGUCUUGUUAGAAUUAUUCAGUGUUAAUCAUACAAAAUAUAUUUUUCAAUAUUUGUACUUUAUUUUUUUGCAUCCCUCCCUCAUCUGUAACCACGUGUUUUUGGAUGAGCUUAGUAGCGCUGUAGUCAUUCCUCACAGCUAAUAACAGCCACCAAAGAGCCGCCGAAAUAACAAAAAAACAGUCAAGUCGAUAACCCCGUGCUUUUAAGGACAAGCUACUUUAAGACAUCCUCUUUCUUAGUCUCUGCCAAAUUUGUGUCGUGGAAGUGUGGCGCGGCCUUGUCCAUGUUUGCGACCGUACAACGACAAUCAAUUUAACUUUUUGAAAAGCAAAUUACAACAAUCACGUUAUGUUUAGUGAUAUUUAGAUUCCAGAUGUUACCAUGUUUUCUGCGGACAGUGUAUCUCAAACUAAUCGAAGGUCAAAGAUCCACUUAUUAGGGGUUAAAACUGCGUCUUGUGGUCGUGUGAUGAAACCGCCACUCUUAAACUCUAAAAGUGGACCUUUUAUGCUCAAACUAGUCCGUGCAGAUCUGAUAAAUGUUGACAUUACAACGUGAGUUAUGUACUUAUGUCUGUUAAUAUUAUUCAUUUAUACAUUGAAUAUGUAUUCUAACACAAUAAUGGAUUAUUUGUUUAUUCAUAUUACUCCCAUCUGUAAUUACUACAUUGCCAUAUACACUACAUUGUUUUUUUUAUUAUACAAAUUAAAUAUGCCACUGCUCAGGUGGACCACUAUGAAUGCAAUUGUUCAGCAUGAAAGGGCAACAAAUAAAAUUUAAAAUUUAAA